Messenger RNA from Schistocerca serialis cubense, 1440 nucleotides. Its product is annotated as putative sodium-dependent multivitamin transporter. The transcript has 10 exons. Gene Ontology annotation, cellular component: membrane. Gene Ontology annotation, biological process: sodium ion transport; transmembrane transport. NCBI's taxonomy places the organism in Eukaryota, Metazoa, Arthropoda, Insecta, Orthoptera, Acrididae. The coding region runs from base 1 to 1440 and encodes 479 amino acids. The record is from RefSeq and is a predicted model, not a curated record. Gene Ontology annotation, molecular function: symporter activity.
AUGAGUCAAAAGGAGUACCUGCUGGGCGACCGCAGCUUGGGGGCGGGGCCCGUCGCCUUCUCGCUGAUGGCCAGCUUCAUGUCGGCCAUCACGCUACUCGGCGUCAGCUCCGAGAACUUCGUGUACGGCGCGCAGUUCGUCGCCAUCAACCUGGGCUACGGGCUGGUCACCCCUGUGGCUGCCUACCUCUUCCUGCCCGUUUUCUUCCGCCUCCAGGCUGCCAGCGCCUACCAGUACCUGGAGAUGCGCUUCGGCGUGGCGGCCCGGCUGUGCGCCAGCAUUGCCUUCUCGCUGCAGAUGGUGCUCUACAUGGGCAUAGUGCUGUACGCGCCAGCGCUCGCCAUCCGCGCCGCCACAGGCCUGGAUGAGAACGCCUCCAUCCUGGCCGUGGGGCUCAUCUGCACCUUCUACUCCACCAUCGGCGGCAUGAAGGCCGUCGUCAUCACCGACGUCUUCCAGUCUCUAUUAAUGUUCGCAGCAGUGUUCCUGGUCAGUAUUAAAGGUUCCAUUGAUGCAGGAGGCUUCGACAAGGUGUGGGAGAUAGCCACCACUGGGGGCCGUGCAGACUUCUCCAGCAUUUCUGCUGACCCCACGGUGCGCCAUACAUGGUGGUCGCUCAUCAUUGGUGGCGGCUUCACCUACCUGUGCCUGAAUGCCGUCAACCAGACGCAGGUUCAGAGGCUGCUCUCUACCAGGGAUCUGGCAACGGCACAGCGCGCUCUCUGGUGGUCAUGGCCGCUACUUAGUUUGCUCAGCCUGACCACUUCAUUCGCUGGUCUGGCCAUGUACUCCUACUACUACACCUGUGACCCACUCACCAGCAAGAGGAUCGAGAGGCUAGACCAGCUGAUGCCAUUGUAUGUGGUGGACACAAUGAGCGGCAUGCCGGGCUUGCCGGGCCUCUUCAUCGCUGGCAUCUUCAGUGGUUCCCUGAGCACCGUCUCGUCGGCCGUCAACUCGCUGGCUGCCGUCACAUUGGAAGAUUACUUUAAGAUGAGGCCUACUCCACUGUACGUGCGGUACCGGGGCCACCCACUGGCGGAGUCGCGGUCGCCACUUGUGGGGAAGUUGCUGGCACUGAUGUUCGGACUGCUGUUCCUGGGACUGGCCUUCAUGGCGCAGUUCCUGGGUGGCGUGCUGCAGGCCAGCCUCACGAUAUUCGGCGCUGUCGGCGGACCCGUGCUCGGCUUCUUCUCACUCGGCAUGUUCCUGCCCCACGCCAACGAGCCGGGAGCCAUAACGGGCCUGGCCACAGGGCUCGCCUUCUCCAUGUGGGUCGGCUUCGGCGUCCCUCGGCCGGACGCAGUAAGGCUGCCCACCAGGACGGAUGGCUGUGACUUCAACGUUACGGCCACACCGCCGCCGCCCACCCAGGACCCCAGAUAUUUUGCUAGCUGGUAUGUAGUGGGUCAUCUAAAGCCACCGUGUCCAGCUGUAUGA